UUUCCUCGUAAUCAUUUAACCUUAAUAAACAACCUUUUUUUCUUUGUAACAGUCGUUUUAUCCAUCUCUAAUCUUGAUUUCCCCAAGAUCAUCACCUCUUUAAUUCGGUUGUUACAAAAGAAUUUAGUUUUCAUUUCAUAAUAAUCCUCUUUUUUUUUUUAAUAAUUAGUUGUUAAUCACCAUCAUUAUCGUCAUGGGUUUUCUUGAUAAGCUCUGGGACGAAACGGUUGCCGGCCCGGCGCCGGAGUUCGGGCUCGGAAAACUGCGCAAGUACAAGACGUUCAACGGCCGGCCCGCCGGCGUGACGCCUCUGUCUGUAUCUUUCGGUGAUACUCCCGCCUCGGGCCCCGCCACACCCGCCGCCGAUGAUCAGAUCCCGGUUUCUCGGAGCAUUUCUAUCCUCCGCCGCAACAACUCCGUUUCCCCUGGCUGCCACGCCGCCGAUUCUCCCGGCUCCGGCCCAUCUUCCCCGGCCACCUCUACCCCUUCCACCAGUACUCCCACCUCCCCAUUUUCACCGAGUACACCUAGUGGGAUUAAUCAAAAGAAAUUUGCAAGGAGGAAUACAACUCCAACUGGUUACGACUGGAUUGUUUUGAGUGCUUUGGAUCGCUGAACGAUUUCGGGCCAAAAAGACAAGAAUUUCGAGAUCAGUUGAAACCCUUUAUUACUUUUUGCUGAUCUUGAGGUGAUCGAUGUGUCCUUUGUUUUCCUUUUUUUUUUUCCUGCUUAGGAAAAAGGUGUUUUCUCGAUUUCGUUAGAUUGAAGGCGGGUUGAGAAGAUUUCUCAUGUAAA
Ipomoea triloba (trilobed morning glory) is the source of this 795-nucleotide messenger RNA. RefSeq names its product dormancy-associated protein homolog 4-like. Lineage: Eukaryota; Viridiplantae; Streptophyta; Magnoliopsida; Solanales; Convolvulaceae. The transcript has 3 exons. The record is from RefSeq and is a predicted model, not a curated record. Bases 194 to 616 code for a protein of 140 amino acids.